This is a messenger RNA of Knipowitschia caucasica, 3675 nucleotides long. Lineage: Eukaryota; Metazoa; Chordata; Actinopteri; Gobiiformes; Gobiidae. The record is from the annotation of a GenBank genome assembly.
AUGUCCUUCGCUGUGACCUUUAAAGCAGAUCUGUCCACGACCGAGGUUCAUGAUGACAGGAUCAAAGGGCCUUUAAAGGUGGGACUUGUUGUGGAGGUGAAAAAUCAAGACGGAGUUUACCAGGAAGCCACGAUCAAUAAGCUGACCGACGCCAGUAUAUACACCGUGGUGUUUGAUGACGGGGACGAGAAGACUCUGCGGCGCUCCUCUCUCUGUCUGAAAGGAGCUCGCCACUUUGCAGAGAGCGAGACGCUUGAUAGACUGCCCCUGACAAACCCAGAGCACUUCGGCACUCCUGUCAUCGGCAAGAAGGGCAACCGCGGACGCCGAUCCAACCCUGUCCAAGAAGAGGAGCUGUCUUCCUCCUCCAGUGAAGACGAGGACAGCGACCAGCGGCCCAACGAGGACCUGUUUGGGAAAGUGGUUUGCGUGGAAGGCGUCGUCACGGGGGACAAGAGGCGGACCACGUGGUACCCGGCGCUGGUGAUCUCCCCAGAUUGUCACGAUGACGUCACUCUGAAAAAGGACAACGUUUUCGUCCGAUCGUUCAAGGACGGGAAAUUCCACAUGGUACUGCGAAAAGACCUGAAAGAAAUCAACCCUGAUUGUCCUCCAAAGGCCGAUGCCACGCUCCGACCCGCUCUGGACGCCGCCCUGGACUUCCUGCUGCAGCUGGUGGUGCCGAGCGGAUGGAAAACUGAAGUGAAGGAGGAGAGCUCGAGCAGCGAGGAAGACGAGGAUGAAGAGGAGGAGGAGCAGGAGGAAGAGGCCAACAGAGUGGAGGAGGAGGAGGAGGUGGAGCCGUAUCCAGAGGAGAGGGAAAACUUUCUACAGCAGCUUUACAAGUUCAUGGAGGACCGAGGCACCGCCAUCAACAAGCGCCCGGUUCUGGGCUACAAGAACCUGAACUUAUUUAAGCUCUACAGACUGGUGCAGAAACUCGGCGGCUUCGACAACAUCGAAAGCGGGGCCGUUUGGAAACAAGUCUAUCAAAAUCUGGGAAUCCCUAUCCUCAACACGGCUGCCGGCUACAAUGUGAAAUGUGCUUACCGCAAGUACUUGUACGGCUUUGAGGAAUACUGCAACUCCACGGCCAUUUGCUUCAGGAUGGAUCUCCCGCUGAAGCAGGGGCCCAAGGCUGAAGGGAAGCCAGACGGGGAGAAGGGAUCGACCGGAUCCAGUUCAAAUGAGAACCGAAUCCAGGAAGAACCAGGGACACUACAGCCCACCGCCUGCAAGGAGGAGAAGCCAGAAGUGCACAACAAAGCGGAGAGUGAAUCCUCAAAACCAGAUCGAACAGAAAACGAUCACGAAGAGGUGGAUUCAAACAAAGGCGACGCAGACGAAGGCUCCUCCACGGGACGACUGGGGCCGGACAGCGCCAAGAGAGACGAGGAGCAAGAGGCCAAAGACAACUCCGGGGAUGACAGCAGUCAGGAGGGGGAGGAAGGGGAGGAGGAGUUUGAGUGUUACCCCCCGGGGAUGAAGGUGCAGGUGAGGUAUGGGCGAGGCCGCUCUCUGAAGACGUACCCAGCCACUGUGAAAGAGGCAGACGUGGAGGGGGGAGAGGUGCUCUACCUGGUGCACUACUGUGGCUGGAACAUCAGAUAUGACGAAUGGGUCAAAGCUGACAAGAUUUUACGGCCAGCGAAUAAGAAUGUUACCAAAAUAAAGCACCGCAGGAAAAUAAAGAACAAGGGAGAGAGAGAGCUGGACCGACUGGAGCGGCUCAAUCAAAGGGAAGGUCUCGGCUUGAAUCGUGGCCCUCGACCCAAAUGUCUGAGUCAGGACGUUUUCUCCAAAAUGGACGAUGCCGACGACAGAGUGAACACGCAGUCUUCUGCCAAGUCGAUAGAAAUCACAUCUAUCCUCAAUGGACUACAAGCAUCAGAGAUGUCAACAGACGAGAGUGAGCAUGAGGAAGAGGAGUCCGGGCGCACAGAGGUGCGACCUGGUCGUGGGAGAAAAACCCCUUUAAGCCCCCGUCCCUCUGCAGAGAGCUGGGAGUCAGCAGCUCCUCCUGAGACCUCCAAACCUGCACCAGGAAAGUCCCAGGAUGCAAUUGGGGCUGAGAGCAUUGACACUGUGAAGAGGAGGAUCCAGGCUGAACCUGAGCCAGAGGUGAGCGGCAGGAAGAGGAAGUCUGACGGGGAGAAGACCAAGGGCCACAAAACCAAGACCCGGAGCACGAGGAGCACAGACUGGCUCCCUGGGACGUCUCCACGGAAACAGGACAAAGGAGCUGUGCCCGCAGGAGACAGCAGCAGCUCAGAGGAUGAGAGCAUCACAGACGCUCCGCCAGUGAUCAGUGAGCGUGGCCGCCCCAAGACCAAAGGAGCUCCGUCAAAAAAGUACAACGGCCUGAAGGAGAAGAACAAGGCGGCGCGACAGGCAGGAUUCUGGGACAUCCCAGAGAAAAGGACCAAGACUUCUCCAAACUCAGAGGAGCGACCUGCCGUGCGCUCCAAGGGACAGAAGGACGUGUGGUCCAGUAUCCAGGCCCAGUGGCCCAAAAAGACUCUGAAGGAGCUGUUUUCUGACUCUGACACAGAGGCAGCUAACUCCCCGCCUCCCCCGGUCCCGUCCUGUUUGAGUGACCAGCAGGACGCUGAGGGGGGUCCGGAGGACGAGGCGUCCGAGGAGCACAUGGACCUGGACAAACAGGAGUUUCCCAGCAGCAGCAGUAACUCUGUGCUGAACUCUCCGCCCUCCACCCCUGGCUCUCCUUCAGGAGGAGGCAGUGCGGUGGAGGACUCUGGACCUCCGCAGCCCCCCUCACCUCACCUUGUCAUUCCUCCCACUCCUCUGCAGGAGCCCUCCGCCCCGCUACCCCCUGAGCCCUCUGCAGAGGAGGCUCCGGGCCGCAGUGAGUCUGACAGCAGCACUGUGGAGGUGGAGAGUCUGGGGGAGCAGGACCUGCCUCAGGACGAGGGGGCCGGCUCCCUCUCAAAACCCUUUGACCCCAGUUUGUCCUGCAACAGCAGCAGCUGCAGCCUGGAGCUGAGCAGCAGCAGCCCGCAGGAAAGCGAGCAGAAAGCCAAAGCAUCAGUGUGUCAGAAACGGCAGAAAGAAUCUCUGCCUGUAGUUGCCGCAAAGAAACACAAGCCAAACCGAAAGAGCCUCGGUGUGCCUCCCAAAAAGAACAGGAAAACAGCCAACAGCAGUGACAGUGAAGACCAGUGUGUGACUGAGGCCAAACCCUCUGCCUCUAAAAACCCCCCACUGGAAUUGAAGUCUGUGGUUUCACCCAAGUGUCCCGGCCGCUCUCCCACCUCCAGCCAUAAAUACCACAAACAGAGCGACAUGGACCACUCCCACCACCAGAGGGAGCACCAUCACCACAGUCGAUCACCACGGGUCUACAAAUGGAGCUUCCAGAUGACUGAUCUGGAGAAGAUGAACAGUCUGGAGAGGAUAUCAUUCCUUCAGGAGAAACUACAGGACAUCAGGAACCACUACCUCUCGCUCAAAUCAGAGGUGGCGUCCAUCGACCGACGAAGGAAACGCAUGAAGAAAAAAGAACGGGAAAGUGCUGUGGCGGCCUGCUCGUCCUCCUCCUCUUCCUCCUCUCCCUCGUCCAGCUCCCUCACAGCAGCAGUGAUGCUGACGUUAGCCGACCCUCCCGUGUCCUCCUCAUCCUCUCAAACAUCUGGGGUCUCGGUGGAGUGUAGGUGA